Molecule: messenger RNA, 1797 nt
Organism: Dictyostelium discoideum AX4
Lineage: Eukaryota; Evosea; Eumycetozoa; Dictyosteliales; Dictyosteliaceae
Exons: 2
Coding region: 1-1797 (598 amino acids)
Biological process (GO): proteolysis
Molecular function (GO): serine-type peptidase activity; serine-type endopeptidase activity; metal ion binding
Source: RefSeq, a predicted model, not a curated record
AUGAGAGUUUUGUUACUUUUAGUUUUCCUCGUAUUUUGUAUCAUUCCAGCAGCUCUCUCAUUCAGAGACACCAACUGGAGCAAAUACAACAGAGCUGGUAAAAAAGAAACUGUAGAUUUCCGUAUUGCACUCAAUCAAAGAAAUUUAGAUGUCUUAGAAAAUACUUUAUUGGAUGUUUCUAACCCAGAAUCACCAAAUUAUGGUAAACAUUGGACUUCUGAACAAGUUGCUGAUUUAGUUGCACCAGAACCAUACGUUUCAAAGAAAGUUGCAAAUUAUUUAAAAAAGAAUGGUUGUCACAAUGUUGAAAAUCAUCGUGAUUACAUUAAAGCAACUGGUCCAGUUGAUUCAGUUGAAAAGAUUUUCUCAGUUGAAAUGUACAAUUACAAACAUAAUAUUAAAUCCGAUCAAGCUAUCAUUCGUUCAUCAGAAACCUAUCAAGUUCCAUUUGAAAUCUCUCAAUAUGUUCACAUUGUUUCUGGUAUCUCUGAACUCCCACAUCUCAAGAGUGGUCCAAAAUCACAAAGAUUAAGACCAAAUCCAAAGGAUUUCCAAGCUACUCCAGCCCCAGCUGGUCCAGCUGAUCCAGGUAUGGUCGUUCCACAAACCAUCCAACAACUCUAUGGUAUUCCAUCAAACUACCAAAACAACCAAAACACUUCACUCUGUUUAGCUGAAUUUGCUGCAGAUCGUUCAUACCAACCAAAGGAUCUCAAGACCUUUGCCGCCAAGACUGGUACUCCAUUAAUCAAUGUUGUUAAGAAUGUCGGUCCAUUCCAACCAACUCAACCAGAUCUUGAAUCAACCCUCGACGUUCAAUAUGGUGGUGCCACUGCACAAACUGCCGAUGUUUGGUUCUGGACUGUCAACGGUUGGAUGUACGAGUUCUCAUCAGAUCUCGCCGCCACUGUCCCAGCUCCAUACGUUGUCUCAAUGUCAUGGGGUUGGCCAGAACCAUUACAAUGUCAACAAGGUAUUGGUAACUGUACCGAUGGUGAAUCAUCACAAGACUACGUCAACCGUGUUAACAUUGAAUUCCAAAAGAUUGGUCUCCGUGGUAUCACCCUUUUAGCUUCUUCAGGUGAUCAAGGUGCCCCAGGUGAUGGUAAUCCAUCAUGUACCUCAAGAGAUCAACCAAUCUCAACCAUUUUCCCAGGUGCCUCCCCAUGGGUUACCUCUGUUGGUGCUACCAUGUUAGCUGCCCCAUCCACCAGCAAUCCAAAUCCAAUCGAUACUUCUGAUGCCCCAGUCUGUGGUAUCCACGCUUGUGCUACCUCAACUCAAGAAGUUACCUGUUCAUCUCCAUCCGCUUUGAUCACUACUGGUGGUGGUUUCUCCAACUACUCCCCACAACCAGCAUGGCAAUCAAAAGCUGUCAAUGCUUACCUCAACUCUGGUGUUGUCUUACCAAACAAAAAAUUCUUUAACGCUUCAAACCGUGGUUUCCCAGAUGUCUCUGGUUUAGGUCACAACUACUACAUUGUUGCCGCCGAUCAAAUGAACUUAGUCGAUGGUACCUCUUGUUCAUCACCAGUCAUUGGUGGUAUUGUUGCCUUAUUAAACAGCUAUCGUUUAGAUAAUGGUAAAUCAACCCUCGGUUUCAUUAACCCAGUCUUAUAUGCUGCUUACGCCUCUAACCCAGCUGCCUUCAAUGAUAUCACCGUUGGUAACAAUUAUUGUACUGAAAGCUGUUGUGCUACCACUGGUUUCGUUGCCACCAAAGGUUGGGAUGCUGUCACUGGUUUAGGUUCACCAAAUUUCAAACCAUUAUUAUCAUACAUUCAAUCUUUAAAUUAA